AUGGCAUUCCCAUCUUGUGCCUACAUCCUCCUAUUUAUUUAUCUUCUCACUGCACCUGCAAAUGGUUCUUAUUUUACUUCAUCUUUGUUAAACGAUGUUAUUAAGAGAAAAGUACCUACGGGUCCGAACCCAGAGAAACCACCAGAAUCACCACACGCAAUACCAUUUGACAAUAUUAAAAGACGAGUUCCUACCGGUCCAAAUCCAGAGAAACCACCAGAAUCGCCGCACGCAAUAUCAUUUGACAAUAUCAAAAGAAAAGUUCCUACUGGUCCAAAUCCGGAGAAACCACCGGAAUCGCCGCACGCAAUAUCAUUUGAAAAUAUCAAAAGAAAAGUUCCUACUGGUCCAAAUCCGGAGAAACCGCCAGAAUCGCCGCACGCUAUAUCACUUGACAAUAUCAAAAGAAAAGUUCCAACUGGUCCAAAUCCAGAGAAACCACCGGAAUCACCACAUGCAAUACAAUUUAACAAUAUCAAAAGAAGAAUUCCUACGGGACCGAACCCACAAGAACCACCAGCCAUACUACUAAAAAAUAUUAUGAGGAAAAUUCCUACAGGACCAAACCCACAGGAACCACCGGCAAUUCCACUCGACGACAAGAGAAGUGUAAAAAUUCUUGAAACGCCGAACAAAUUGUUGGAACUCGGCAACAAGAGAAAUGUUCGAAUUCCUGAAACACCAGGCAGCCCACUGGCGCUAUAG
Messenger RNA from Andrographis paniculata, 705 nucleotides. RefSeq lists its product as uncharacterized. The coding region runs from base 1 to 705 and encodes 234 amino acids. The record is from RefSeq and is a predicted model, not a curated record. The transcript has a single exon. Lineage: Eukaryota; Viridiplantae; Streptophyta; Magnoliopsida; Lamiales; Acanthaceae.